GCCUCGCUAACGUCUUCUUCUGCACCAUUCAUCGCGCGCGCUUCUCCAGUUCAACACCGAAGAAGAAGUCGUCGCCUCGCAAGUGCAAUAGUGUGCCAAAAUGGGAGUUUUUAACCUCAUCGUCGGCGUUUUACUAAUGAUGCAGAGUUCCUGCUCGGGCCACGUCCUCGGCGACGAAUGCAACAGCGAUUGGGAGUGCAAAGAGAGCAUUUCCGGAUCGAUAUGUCACAGAGGGAGAUGUCUUUGCCAACCCUUCUUCGCCAGAGUCAAUCAAACGGCUUGUGUGCAAUCGACUUUGCUGGGGUACGACUGUGUGGUACCCGAACAGUGCUCGCUCAAGGUCGCCAAUAGCAGCUGUUUGGACGGGACGUGCCGCUGCGUCGACGGAUUCCUCCAGUUCCGGAAGCACACUUGUCUAGGACCGGCCCGGCCCGGCAACGUGUGCUACAGCAACGCCCAUUGCCGUCUCUGGACCGCCGACAGCCAUUGCGACUUCCUCAUCCCCAACUUAUUCGGCCGCUGCCAAUGCAACACUCCAUUCCGUCAAGUCGGCGACUCUUGCGUCCGCUCCGCAUUCCAAACCAAACCUCCAACCACAACCACCACAACCGAAUCCAUCGAUUUCAACCUAAUCGCCAAUAAUGAACCAUCAACGACCGCCAAAACCACCACGACCACCAAACCAACAACGAGUAAAACCACCAGGAGACGCCGCACAGUGGUCGAAACUGGCAUGAAAACGGGCACCUGCAUCUCCUGGUUCUUCGUCUGCGACGGGCGCAAAGACUGCCCCGACGGCUCCGAUGAGGCCUGUCGCGGGCCCCAGUGCCCCCCCGAAGCCUUCAAGUGCAAAACCAAGUGUAUUUCGCGGGCCGGCCGCUGCGACGGAGUCAAGGAUUGUGUGGAGGGCGAAGACGAGGAGGAUUGCCAAGCCACCAGGAAGCGGCGGUGUCCUCCGAACACGUUUCAGUGUGGGGACGGGAAGUGUCUCCCCGAGUACGAGUUUUGCAACGCUAUUAUUGGGUGUAGUGAUGGGAGCGACGAACCGGCGCAUAUCUGCAGAGGACGCGCCAGGAGAAGACUCUCGGAGUAUUGUCCUCUGCGAUGCGGAAACGGAAGAUGCAGGUCGAGUGCCAUCGCGUGCUCCGGGAGAGAUGGCUGUGGUGAUGGCACGGAUGAGAGGAAUUGUGCGGUUUGUAGGUGUCCCAUCGUGCAGGGAAGAAACUUAUAGUUACUACACGCCCAACUGCACUCCCUGUAAAAUGCCAAAAACAUUGUAUAUUAUCUCAACCAAGCGACUUGUAGUGUAGAUUAGUGGUAGAAACCUUUAUCAAUCAUAACAAAAGUAUUAUUUAUGUAAUUUAAGUUAACGCUCAAAAUAUAUCUGUUAGAAAUAAAUAUUUAUUUACUUGUAACAGUUAAGUAAUAAAAUUUUGACAAU
Tribolium madens (black flour beetle) is the source of this 1441-nucleotide messenger RNA. RefSeq names its product low-density lipoprotein receptor-related protein 2 (gene ImpE1). The coding region runs from base 101 to 1231 and encodes 376 amino acids. Gene Ontology annotation, molecular function: protein binding. The transcript is spliced from 6 exons. The record is from RefSeq and is a predicted model, not a curated record. NCBI's taxonomy places the organism in Eukaryota, Metazoa, Arthropoda, Insecta, Coleoptera, Tenebrionidae.